Messenger RNA from Truncatella angustata, 2013 nucleotides. RefSeq names its product prion-inhibition and propagation-domain-containing protein. The record is from RefSeq and is a predicted model, not a curated record. The transcript has 2 exons. The annotation marks the transcript as partial. NCBI's taxonomy places the organism in Eukaryota, Fungi, Ascomycota, Sordariomycetes, Amphisphaeriales, Sporocadaceae.
AUGGAGCCAGUCGGAUUAGGAAUCGGCAUCGCAGGACUGGCUGGGAUAUUUAGCACAUGUCUAGAUAUGAUAGAGCGAAUCGACUCUUACAGGGAUUUUCGUGUGGACUCGCGCGCCAUCAUAUCUCAGUUCGACGCCGACAUACUGUUGUUUAAACAAUGGGGCAAAUCCGUUGGCUAUGAUGGGAAAACCCUCGAGGAUGACCACCAUGAAAACCUUAACGACGCUGAGACUUUCUCUGCUAUCCGGAAGAUCUUUGAGAUUAUCCAAGACAUCGCAGAAGAUCUAACUGAAGGCUCCUCCAGUCAGCAGGACGGAGCAGAAUCUACAAUCUCUCGGGGAAAACUCAAUGACUCACGACGCCGGCAGUUCCAGAAGCUUCGAGGGUUCGCAUCCCACAGAACCAAGAUAGAAUGGAUUUUACGGCACAAAGCAAGGUUUUUGGCCUUGUCACAGCAGUUUGGAAGCUUGGUGGGGAGCUUGCGCGCCUUGGUACCUCCUGAGACCUCAAGAUCAGUGGAUUCGGUAGGAGGACAGUUACACCAAGCAGACCCCUCCUCCCACAAUGAUGUUAUGUCCAAACCCAUCCGAGGCGUUAAUGCUUCCUCACCUCACCUCGAUUUCCAACGCCUUUGUAUGGAGAUAGAAAAACAGUUUGAACGCCACAUGAAGAAAGACCUAGACGACUGGCUCGGGGCAUCAUUUACGAAUGCCACAUAUAGCGAUUCUGUUGAGAAGAGAUUACCUGACACUUGCAACUGGAUACUCGAUCGUGGAGUGUUCGUCGAUUGGGAAUCUGCCAAUUUUGCAUCGACGCGUGCCAAAGUCCUGUGGAUUAAUGGACCUGCAGGUUACGGCAAGACGGUCUUAAGUGCAAGGAUAGUACAACACCUCAAAGCCCGGGAUAAUCUUAUUUUGGCCCAUUUCUUCUUCUCUGCAGACCUCGAAAACAGAGCGGAUCCUUUCAUUGUCAUUCGAUCUUGGGCAUCUCAAAUAAUAUCACAAAAUCGAGAAGCUUUCGAUAUAGCUUGUGGAAAGCUCGAGGUCCAGAACGGACAGCCCGCAUCGUCGACGGAAGUGAUGGGAUUAUUCAAGGAAAUCGUUCAACAAGUUCCGAACUGCAUUUGCGUGGUGGAUGCGUUAGACGAGUGCUCUUCAAAAGGAAACUGGUCUACGGUACAAAGCAACACCAUGGAAUCAUUCAUUCGCUUGACAAUGCAGGCAAUAUCUGGAACCAGUUCUCAAGUGCUUAUGGUUAGCCGUGAUGAUCAGGAGAUCAGAAAAGGUCUCGCCCAAAGCAAUACAAAAAAUGCUGGAUUUGAGGUGUUUGAGUACAAGAUAGACCCAGCGGAUGUGAAGCCAGACGCCUCUAAGCUUGCUUGCAGUAUCGUGGACGAGAAGCUGCAUAAAAAGAGCACAGCACUGAAAGCAGAAAUCGCUGAGCGAAUCGUUGACCGGUGCGAUUCCAUGUUCUUACGCAUCAAACUCCUGGAGAACGAUAUUCGCAGUGGUAAAAACCAGAAACAGCUAGAACGAAUCGUAGACCAAGCCCCUGCGGCCCUUGGUGACCUCUACGAUAGAAAUUGGGCAAGAAUCAUGGGCCGGUCAAAUGAUCAAGAUCGUGCACUAGCAAUCCUAAGAUGGAUAACCUUUGGUUUACGCCCAAUCACAGUCUUCGAAAUGACAGAGGCGUUGCUCCUUACGGGUUUUGAGGACGUCGAUGAUUUUGAGAACGAAUUGCCAGAUGAGGUUGAUGAAUCUUAUAUCCAAACGGAAAUCCUAGAACUCUGUGAAUCACUAGUUGAGACUCGAGCCGGCAACUCGACAGACGUCUUAGGUCUCAAAACGUUGCACCUAACGCAUUUCACGGUACGGCAAUACGUGCUUCUUCAUCUACCGACUAACGCUAGCCAAUUGAUAGCAAAUGGCAAUCUAACAUCAUCGAAUGAGUUAUUUCAACACAACAUUCUUGCUGAGGCGUGUUUGCGCUACCUAAGUAUCUCAAGUUUAUGG